Messenger RNA from Triticum turgidum subsp. durum (durum wheat), 966 nucleotides. The record is from the annotation of a GenBank genome assembly. Lineage: Eukaryota; Viridiplantae; Streptophyta; Magnoliopsida; Poales; Poaceae.
AUGGAGCGCAAAGCUAGUACUGCAAGAAGUGACCUAGAGCAGAUGUUAGUCCAGGAAAUCGUGGAGCCCAAGGCCCUGCCAUUAUCACUUUUGCAAGACAUCACAAGUGAUUUCUCUGAUGACCAAGAGAUUGGAAGCGGUGGAUUUGCAGUGGUUUAUAAGGGAAUUCUUGGCGAUAGGGCGGUCGCCGUGAAGAAGCUGCUGAAGGAUGUAAUGGAUGAAAACGAAUUUUGGCGAGAGAUUGAAUGCCUCAUGCGUGUAAAGCACAAAAAUGUAGUAAGAUUUCUAGGAUAUUGUGAUGAUAGACAAGGAAAUAUUGCAUGGUACGAAGGAAAACGUGUCAUGGCAGAUGUCCACCAAAGAUUGCUUUGCUUUGAAUAUAUACCUAAAGGGAGUCUUGAAAAGUAUAUCAAAGAUGCAAAUCGUGAGUGGGCAACAUGCUAUAAAAUAAUCAAAGGGAUUUGUGUGGGUCUACAGUACCUUCAUGAGAAUCGUAUUAUUCACAUGGAUCUGAAACCUGCCAACAUACUGCUCGACGAUAACAUGAUACCGAAAAUUACUGAUUUUGGACUGUCAAGAUGCUUCGAUGAAAAUCAAAGCCGGGAUAUUACCAAAACUAUAAUAGGAACAAUGGGAUAUUUGGCACCAGAACAUCGUGAAGGGGGUGAAAUCGCAUGCAGCGGUGACUUGUAUAGUCUUGGUGUUAUUAUCAUAGAAAUACUGACUGGACAGAAGGGGCAUCAAGAUACUGAGGAUGUACUUGAAAGUUGGAUUGAUAGAUUGGAGAGAUCACAACGAGACAAGCUAUGCGAACAAAUACGAGUAUGCUAUGAGACUGCUUUAGAGUGCAGAGAGUUCAAUCCAAAGAAGAGGCCAGCUAGUGCACGGAAUAUAAUUGAUAGGCUUCAUGAAAUGGAAAGUAUCCAGGUUAAUUACACACCACAUGCAAAUGGAACGCAAAGCUAG